Molecule: messenger RNA, 8044 nt
Organism: Nematostella vectensis (starlet sea anemone)
Lineage: Eukaryota; Metazoa; Cnidaria; Anthozoa; Actiniaria; Edwardsiidae
Product: hemicentin-1
Exons: 33
Coding region: 664-7332 (2222 amino acids)
Biological process (GO): axon guidance; cell adhesion
Cellular component (GO): plasma membrane
Molecular function (GO): protein binding; calcium ion binding
Source: RefSeq, a predicted model, not a curated record
GUUGAUAUCAACCUCUGAUCCAUCAUCUCCUCGAGGUUAGCGGUGCCGCUCGAGAAUCAAACAAAGGCAGACUCAUCGGGCUUAACCGUUCUUGAAUAGGUCGGGGUAAACUCUCUACUCUCGACUAAGUACAGUCUGGACUUUAAAUACGCAUGCUGUUUAGUAUUCCGGCUUCGUUUGUGUGUUUGAAAAAGAAGGUUUGGGGUUUGGUGUAGCGUGCCUUGGUGAAUGCCGCUUGGAUCAUUCCCUGUGUUUACAUUGUUACAAGAUUCUCUACUGGAGGAUAUCCUAGCAAACCUUCACUGAUUCAAGGAAUUGAAAUACAUAUCGCGAUCUUGAGCUAUUGGACGCGAGGAAUGAUUUGAUUGAAUGUGACGUUAUCAGCGCGAUUAAUACCAAGAAAUCAGCAUUACUGUUGGGAUUGAGUCGAUGUCAGAGUUAGAACAGAUCCAGAAAACGACUGCCGAGAUCUAGAAAGCUUUAGAACAAUUCUAACACAUCUCCAAGUAAAUGACAUCAAGGAUUUGUCCAUGAAUCAAUGCGUGCAACCUUGCCAAUGAACAUACGGUUCUUAUAAACCUCGAGGAGUGAUCGUGAUACUGUAUUUAUUUUCACACGUGUGAGAAGUGUCAUUGAUAACCGAAUAAUCGUCUUUUUAUCGCGAUGAAGCCAAUCACCUUCACUUCAUUGUUAUUACCCUUUCUGCAAAUCGUCCACGGAGCUGCCCCGCUAACGCGCGGGAGCUCGCGAGAUAACCCGCAAUCUAGCGGGAUUCCCGAGGGUGCUGCUACCCUAGCGUUCGUGUUUGACACCACGGGUAGCAUGUAUGACGAUCUUGUCCAGGUGCGAGCUGGCGCGAGACAGAUUCUGGCCAGGAACCUGGAAAGACCGGUGAAACCUCUCUACAACUACGCGCUAGUGCCAUUCCACGACCCGGACGUAGGUCCUGCCACGAUCACAACGAACCCGAACGUCUUUACCAGACACCUUGACGAACUCACAGUUCAGGGGGGAGGGGACUGUCCUGAGAUGUCCCUUAGUGCAAUUCUACUCGCACUGGAGCUCAGUCUCCCCGGGUCAUACGUGUACGUGUUCACAGACGCGCAAGCCAAGGACCUGGGGCUGACUGAAAAAGUUCUCAAGCUUGUUCAGCAAAAACAGAGUCAGGUUAUUUUCGUACUGACAGGAGACUGUAUGAACAAGUCCGCUGACCAAAACUUCAGCACCUACAAGCUCAUCUCCGCCACCAGCACCGGUCAGGUUUUCAACCUCAAGAAGAAAGAUGUCAAUCAAGUGCUCAAAUUUGUGGAAGUCUCCGUGAGAGCGAACAAAGUCAACAUUCUGUCGGUAGACGCCAGUGACGUUGAUAUAAAGACAUACUCCGUACCAAUAGAUUCAACGCUUGAGCGGGUGACAUUUUCGGUCAGCGGCAGCGAUAUUAGUAUUAAGAUUCAAAACCCGGAUGGUGCUCUUUUGACAGAGAGGAACGGUUUACAGCGCCUACUGUCGCUGAAGUCAGCGGUCAGUGUUGCAGUGCGCAGACCCAGAGCAGGUGUUUGGAAAGUGUCAGUGAAUUGUAGUGGUAGCUACACGCUAAGGAUCACGGGAUUGAGUCCUCUCCACUUUCUUUAUGGCUUCUCAUUGAUUCCUUUAUUGAACGGCCGCGGGGGACUGCUGCGAAGGCCCUAUGCAGGUUUCAGAAAUUUCGCAGUGGUCAAAGUUCAAGGUCUGCGGGAGCCUGGGUCCGUGUACAAAGUUCAGCUUGUUGAUCUCGUUGGCAAAGUUCAACAGGAAGUAAUAUUCGCUCCAAGACCGGAAGAGCCCUUCACCUUCGACUGGGUUAAUUUCCAGGCCCCUCGCGGUCUAUUCUACAUCCGGGUCAUCGGAAGGGACCUUAGGGGACAUGAAUUUUACAGAUGCAGCCCCACUGCUAUAAGUGCCGUCUUGCCCGACUCACCCAAGGUGUCAGCGGACUCUCUCGUGGAGGUGCUACGGGGAUCACCCGUCACGCUUACCUGUAUGGUGGAUAGCGUGACUCCUUUCCGUGUGCAAUGGACAAAGGGCCGGGAUGCCUUGGGCCCAGUACUCACCCGUGUUGGUCAAGUUAACGUCACGCAUUCCAUUCGCGUGACCACUGAUCGUGACGAGGGAAGCUACACGUGUUUUGCUAGCAACGCGGGGGGUACUGCUAUUGCUGUCACUCGUCUUGUCGUGAAAGUCCCAGUACCUGUACUUAUCCAGCGGGACGAUGGUACGCUGACCGUAAAGUCCGGCGACACUAUCGUGCUGCGAUGCCUUUCCGAGAAUUCCUCGCCUUCGCAAGUCACGUGGUACAAGAAUGGGCGUGUCCUGGGUAACCAAGGUGAUGCCAAAUUGUACUUGACGAUAAGGAGCAGGGAGGAUGCCGGGACAUAUCGUUGUGUGGGACGUGAUGGUGAUCGACGAACUUCUAAAACCAAGACAAUCAUAGUCAAUGAACCGCCUGUAAUCAUUGUUGACACGUCGACCAAGAACUUCCAGCAAGGCGAAGACAUCCAAUGCGCAUGUCAGGUCAGCGGAUUUCCCAAGCCGACAGUGCAAUGGACUAAGGACGGUCAACAGCUGACUUCGCAAGUGCGCAUGACUGUUGAUGUGAAUAAUACGCUGACCAUACGGCAGGCUGAGUCAUCUGACUCUGGUCGGUACGAGUGUGUGGCGUGGAAUACCGCUGGUCAAAGUAGAGGUGUCAUUGAUCUUGAAUACACUGAGCCGCCGUCCGCAUUUGUGAGUAAGAAAGACAGGAGUGCUCGUAUUGGAGACUCAAUCACCCUGGAAUGCCUUGCCACAGGAUACCCGCCACCUAAGAUUCAGUGGUACAAAGGUCGUGAGCUAGUAGUCCCUGAUAGGCGAAUCGCCACCAGUUCUCGUGGACACCUCGUGAUUAAUGCCAUACAGCAGAGUGACACUGGGUACUACACGUGUGUAGCAGUGAAUACUGCGGGCUCAGACUCUGUCUCUGUAUCCUUCAGCGUACAAGUUCCCCCUCGGAUACAGGUAGACCAAACCGACGUGUUUGUUUUUCCCGAUGAUAACAGUGCGGUCCAGUGUCUUGGAGUGGGAAUUCCACCACCAGUUGUCACGUGGUACAAGGAUGACAAACCCCUAGGGGUGGGAGGGAGAGUGUAUUCCACCACGCAAGGCGAGCUUAUAAUCAGCAGAGCGACUCCUGAGGAUUCUGGGACAUAUUCGUGUGUCGCCCGCAGUUCUGCGGGCUCCGUGACAGCGGUCGUUCAAGUGUCGGUCGGAGCUCCCCCGCGUAUCGUGUCCGAGCCAACCGAUCAAGUAGCGACUAUCCACCAAAACAUUACCUUCGUUUGCGACACCCAGGGGGUCCCUAAACCAAGGGUGUCCUGGCAGAACAGCCAAGGACGACCCGCAGACAGGGACCCUCGAAUUACGGUCCUCCAAUCCGGGGCCUUGCACAUCCGGGGGGUUAGUGUACAUGACGCGGGAAGUUAUACAUGCUUGGUCGAGAAUAGACUGGGUGGAGUGUCUCGCAGCGCACGUCUCAUACUAGUUGGAAUUGUUCCUCCCGCAAUUCUCAAAAGACCCAGUGACAUUGCGGUCAACAUGGGUGACGUCAUUAGAUUGGAAUGCGUUUUCCAGGGUGUCCCCACGCCUCGUGUCACGUGGCAGCAUAAUGGUAGAAAUCUUCAAUAUAUGACGCCACGACUCGUCAUUCGUGGCGCUCGGCCCCAGGACGCGGGUCUGUAUCGGUGUACCGGAACAAAUUUGGCGGGGAGAGCCUCAGCCGAGACAAGUGUCACCGUAAGAACAGGUGCGGCCACAAUUUCCAAGAAAGACGUUGACAUAUACAACGGUGAUACAGGCUCCACCCAGUCUCUCCCUUGCCCCACCACAGGCAACCCAAAGCCUAAGGUAACGUGGUUUAAAAACGGUUAUCGCGUGCCUUUGGAUGACAUCAAGUACAAGCAGACGUCCGCUGACACGCUAGAGAUCGCGGGCCUUGUCCCACAGGACACAGGAAUCUACACAUGUCGCGCGGAGAAUGCUCGCGGUCACGACACGUGGAAUAUCACGCUUGUAGUGCAAGUUACCCCAAAGAUAAUUCAGCCACCAACCGACCGCACACUCAACGAGGGCGAAACUCUCAUCCUGAGCUGCUACCCCGGAGGGUUUCCUGUGCCCUAUGUCACGUGGAGAUUUAACGGCACGCGAUUGGCUGCGAAUAGCUCCGUGCUUGAGAUCAGUGACGUAAAGAGGGCGAUGCAUCAUGGGACAUACACUUGUGUCGCCACAAAUCUCGCGGGCUCAGAUACUGCGGAUGCGUUUAUUACAAUAACCACCUUGGCCCCUACAGAUGAUACGAGUGCUGUUUUCUUCUCAAGACCAGAGUUCACCCGAACACCACAAGACACGGCCAUUGACCUGGGUUCAGUUCUCCUCUGGCACUGCACUGCCACAGGCUACCCAACACCAGUGCUGACGUGGCAGAAGAAUGGUCAGGGGUUCAACCCUUGGUGGCCCCCGCAUAUCAGGAUUCUAGCCAAUAAUAGCCUUCUAAUCAACGGCGUCAAAAGGGAGGAUGCCGGGAGUUAUCAGUGUCGAGCUACCAUUAACUCUCUCAGUAACGCCAUACAAGCCGUACUAACAGUCAGAGUUCCCGGUGGCUGGAGCGCGUGGCAGUCGUGGACGCCGUGUACGCAGUCCUGUGGUACGGGGCUAAGGUACCGAUACCGGGCAUGUGACAAUCCAUUCCCCGCCCACGGGGGUGCGACUUGCCCGGGAAGUAACGAGGACCGGGAGAGAUGCAGCGCGCAGCCAUGCCCGGUUGAUGGCAAGUGGUCCACAUGGGCAGACUGGACUGUCUGUAGUCGUUCAUGUGGGGGCGGCGUUCAAUAUCGCACUCGUACCUGUACCAGUCCCCCACCGUCCGACGGAGGUAGAGAAUGCCUGGGAGAUGAAACCGUCAGUAGUGUUUGCCAGACGCAGAAGUGCGUAGACCUCAAAGCCGUGGAUGUUGCGUUCGCCAGUGUUCGCGGGCUCGUCAACAACGUCAGAAUCCCCAAAUUCACGUUACGCGCAAAUAUGACCAAGCGAACGGCUCGAGUCACAGACACGGAGUGCGCCUUGCAUGGUCUUCCCGGUCCAAUCAAAAACUGGCUACAGUACGCCAUCCCCAUAGCAACGCCUGUCACGUGGGCUGGGAGUGGUGGAGAACCCGGCUCGAGAAGUGGACUGGAGAGGAGUGGUGGCGUGUUUAAUUUUUCCAGUGAGAUAAAGUACCCGGAUGGGGAAGUAUUAGCGAUGAUUCACAGAGGCCGUGGAAUUGAUGAUCAAGGCGUUUUUAUCAUGGAUGUCGAUAUCAAGGGUGGGACCCCCAAGUAUCCAACAGACGCUAAAGUGAGCUUUGCGGACUACAAAGACACCUUCGUUCAGUCAGGUCCGGGCGAGAUGAGCUCAAAUGGAGUGCAUUACAUCAUCGUAAACGGACAGAAACAUGCCUAUAAAUGUAACUACACGGUCCGUUAUCGACCACCUACGGAGCCUGAGAAAAGCAUGUCUGAGACGGUUCAAGUGAUGGAAGUGGAUAUCAACAAUGCUGCGACAGUUCUGAGCAUGAAGAUGAAGACUUACAGGAAAAGGAGUCCACAGCCGACAGAGUGUCCUCAAGGUCUGAUGAAAAAUGAUAAAGGAACUUAUUGCAUAGAUAUAGACGAGUGUCAGUUCCCCGGUGCGUGUUCCCACAUCUGCCAGAAUGGUUACGGCACGUUCCGCUGCAUCUGCCGACCAGGAUUCUAUCUACUGGACGAUGAAAGAACGUGUGAAGAUCUUGACGAGUGCAGUCUACCGUCCACGAAAUGUCCGGAUGGUCAGCGUUGUGUCAAUACUCCUGGGAAUUACCGCUGCGAGUCGCCCUGUGGUGCGGGCUACUCCAAGGCAGCGGAUGGCGCAUGUGUUGAUGUAGACGAGUGCGCUGAGUUCAGGUCGCGCCCUAGUCGCGGGACUCACCCCUGUACCCACUCGUGCCAGAACACUCUCGGCUCUUACAGUUGUACGUGCGACAAAGGGUUUGCACUAAAAGACGGCAAGUGCUUAGAUAUCGACGAGUGUGUGGGCGUGGUCUGUAACCAUGGCUGCAGGAAUACUGACGGCAGCUAUGAGUGUUACUGUUUUUCUGGGUACGAACUCAUUGCUGGUGGCCAAUGCAGGGAUAUCGACGAAUGCCGCGUUAAUGCCAGCGUGUGCGGUCCCAAGCAGUGCGCGAACACCAUGGGAGGCUAUAAGUGCCUCGACUCGUGUAGCUUGGGGUUCAAGCGGACCUUGGAGGGGGCGUGUGUAGAUGUCAACGAGUGCGUAGAAGGUGGCCAUGACUGCAAGUUUACCCAUUUUUGUAUGAACACCCACGGGAGCUUCUACUGUACCUGCCCACGAGGAUUCAAGUCAAAGACACCAGGAGGACCCUGCCAAGAUGUAAACGAGUGUGUGGACUUCCCUGGUCUGUGUCAGUACAAGUGUCAAAACACACGCGGAAGCUUCAAGUGUUUGUGUCCGCCUGGAGGAUACCUUAAGGCUGAUGGGCUCUCGUGUGGAGGUAUUGAUGGGUGUGUCCUGAAUAACCUGAAAUGUGACCAAAGGUGUGGGUUUUCAGAGCAAGGGUACAGCUGUGAAUGCGUAAAAGGCUACAGACUGGCAAUCGAUAGACAGUCUUGUGUUGAUAUCGAUGAGUGCUCAUCCAACCAAACGAACUCUUGUCAGUACCAGUGCAUUAACACAGAAGGCGGGUACCAGUGCAAAUGUCCGCCUGGAUAUCGGACAAGUCCGGACGGACGAACCUGCAUGGAUGAUGAUGAGUGCGCAGGAUCUGAUGGAGUGUGCCAGCGAGACGAGCAGUGCUUCAACACAAAAGGGAGCUACCGCUGCGUGCAAACCUCGUGCCCCGCUAACUACAACCAAUUAGGACCCGGGUUUUGCGUGACGCCUUGCAGCUUGCAAGGAUACUGUACACCCCAGGCCUUGCGUUACUACACGACCACACUACCCUAUGGCGUACCAGCCAAUCAGGAUCUGCUCCGCCUCAUCCCGUACAUCCCGCCACACCUACUGGCUCAACCAAUCAUCUGCGACUUCCGGUACUCGUUCUCAGCUUCGACGUCCCCGUUUGGUAUCCGGCGAAAUGGUAUCGAGGCUAUAGUUUUCAGCGCGAGACCACUCGAUAUGAUUGGCAUGCACGAGUUACGAGUCACGGCAAACAUCCACUACAGAAACGGCAUGCUUGCCUGUCGCACAGAGUUCAAGGUCUAUAUCGACGUCUCGCGGUACUUAUUCUAAAAGGUGCAUAUCAAUCAAUGGCUGUCGUUUUUCUGAAUGGUCUAAAAAAGCCUAGGGCGAGCGCGGAGGAGAGCUGUGAUAUUCUAAAACGUUAGGGACUAGGCUCCAUUUCCAAGAUGGCUGCCAGCAAAAUCAUAGUAAAAACGAAUUCCUGCAAGUUUACGUGGAAAUUCUCUACUUACAAAGCUCUAGAGCGACAAAAAAGCGAAAAAAUGAUUAGAAAAACGAUAGUUUUUAAAACAGGAUUGGCUGAUAUACGAUGACGUCACAGAUACCUUAGCGCAAGUCACUGCACAAAAGCACAUUUGAGUAUGUGACGUCGUAAGCAGCACUUCAGGAAUAUCGUACUGAGCUUAAAGUUGAUAUAUAUCGCGGCGAUUUUAAACUGCAAACAGCCCAGACAACUUGUUGCUAAAACCGCUAGGAAACUGCUAGCUAGGAAACUGCUAAUAUAAUGCCGUAUGGACAUCUUGUGAAUAAAUAUGUCUAAGAAAAAUCCCAUGUGUGUGUGACAUCAGAAAUGACGUUAUAACUUUGACAGGCUACCCUGGCGUCAUUGCAAAGUUCCCGUACAUAUGCAUGACGUCAUUUACAUAAAUUGCAUGAUGACGUUUGAAGUUCUGCAAGAAUGCAAUACAUUAUUACAGAAUAAUCAAGACAAGAGAAUAUAAUCAAGAGAAAUCAAUUAUAUAGAAUAAAGUGGCAAAUGAGA